CGCGUUGUUCAUUUUUCACCACGAGGGGGCAAAGUUGAUUAGUUUCACUUCCAAAAUGGCUGCUGACCCCGUGCGGGAGUGGAGCGACGAGCAGUUAAAAAGUGACGACUUACCAAAAAAAGACAUUAUAAAAUUCAUUCAAGAGAAUGCUGCACACUCGUUUCUCAAUGAGCACAAGCUUCUGGGGAACAUGAAAAAUGUUGCAAAAACAGCCAAGAAAGAACAAUUGAUCAUUGCCUACAAUCAGCUCUUUCAGAGUAAAAGGUUUAAAGGUUCAGAACCCAUAGAAGAAGUGACGGAGAAAGUUAAAGCAGUGAAAAUUGAAGACAAGCCCAAAGAAGCCAAAGCAGAGGUUGUGGAUGAGGGCCCACCUAGGUAUACCAAGUCAGUGUUGAAAAAAGGCGACAAAACCAACAUCCCAAAGAAAGGAGAUACUGUGAGCUGCUGGUACACUGGUACUUUGGAAGACGGAACUGUGUUUGACACAAAUAUUCCUACAGCAGCCAGAAAAAAGAAGCAAGCAAAACCACUGAGUUUCAAGGUUGGAAUGGGAAAAGUCAUCAGAGGGUGGGAUGAGGCCCUUCUUACAAUGAGUAAGGGCGAACAAGCCAGACUGGAGAUCGAACCAGAGUGGGCCUAUGGGAAAAAGGGUCUUCCUGAUUCCAAAAUUCCACCUAAUGCCAAGUUGAUUUUUGAAGUCGAACUUGUGGCUGUGGACUAAGUAAAAACGUUGACUAGCAUGCAUCUGAUCGUAAGGAUGGACAACACCUGACCGAAGACCGUUCUGUUGCACUUUUCAGUUUACUGGUAUAUGUACUCACUGGGUUUCUUAAAAAAUAAAAAUGUUAAUUGGCCUUAAA
Molecule: messenger RNA, 860 nt
Organism: Cynoglossus semilaevis (tongue sole)
Lineage: Eukaryota; Metazoa; Chordata; Actinopteri; Pleuronectiformes; Cynoglossidae
Gene: fkbp3
Product: FKBP prolyl isomerase 3
Exons: 7
Coding region: 56-721 (221 amino acids)
Molecular function (GO): peptidyl-prolyl cis-trans isomerase activity
Source: RefSeq, a predicted model, not a curated record